Vespula pensylvanica (western yellowjacket) is the source of this 1376-nucleotide messenger RNA. It is a transcript of the gene Surf4, whose product is annotated as surfeit locus protein 4 homolog. Gene Ontology annotation, cellular component: membrane; endoplasmic reticulum-Golgi intermediate compartment; endoplasmic reticulum. Bases 257 to 937 code for a protein of 226 amino acids. Lineage: Eukaryota; Metazoa; Arthropoda; Insecta; Hymenoptera; Vespidae. The transcript is spliced from 3 exons. The record is from RefSeq and is a predicted model, not a curated record. Gene Ontology annotation, biological process: Golgi organization.
AUAGGUAUGUAAGUAUCUCCUGUCAACGUCAUCGUAUCCAACAUAACAUGUUUGCUCACAUAUUUCUAUAUGUAUUUUGAUAUAUACAUUUCAUUGCUGAUUAAAAGUGCCGUUAAACAUUUUUCUCAAGUGCAAAAUACAACUUAAAGCCAUUUAUAAAUUAUAAUAUCUAAAGGUUAUACGUAGUGGGAAACAUAUAUUACCAACCCUUGCAAGAUUGUGCCUUAUAUCUACAUUUUUAGAAGAUGGUCUUCGAAUGUGGUUUCAAUGGAACGAGCAAAAAGAAUAUAUGGAUAUGUCAUGGGGUUGUGGAAAAAUCUUGGCCCAUGUCUUCGUUUUCAUUAAUUUAGUUGGACAACUUGGAGGAUGUGUUAUGGUCAUUGGAAGAUGGAAAGUCAACAUAGCUUGUGGAGUUUUAUUUUUCAUAUUGGUUUUACAGACAUUUGCCUACAGUAUUUUAUUUGAUGUGCAAUUCCUGUUCAGGAAUUUAGCACUUAUAGGUGCAUUACUCCUUGUUUUGGCUGAAUCCAGAGUGGAAGGAAGAUCAUUGUUUGCUGGUGUUCCGUCACUUGGCGAUAAUAAGCCUAAAAAUUUAUUGCAACUUGCUGGAAGAAUACUUUUGGCAUUCAUGUUUAUAACUUUAAUUCGCUUAGAAGUGUCAUUCCUUCAAAUUUUACAAGAUAUUCUCGGAAGCAUUUUAAUGUUAUUGGUGACUAUUGGACAUAAAACUAAACUCAGUGCUUUACUUUUGGUCCUUGUACUUUCUGCAUUGAAUAUUUAUCACAAUGCGUGGUGGACUAUUCCAAAUUAUAAACCUUUACGAGACUUCCUUAAAUAUGAUUUUUUCCAGACAUUAUCGGUAAUUGGUGGCCUUUUAAUGCUAGUAUCUUUGGGUCCUGGAGGUGUAUCAAUGGAUGAGCACAAGAAAGAGUGGUAGAUGUUUAAUAAACUACCAUCAAAUACAUCAUACAUUAUCACACAUGUAAAGCCAAACUUUCUCCCAUUCCUAUUUCAUCAUAUGUUUGAUCAAUCUUUAGAUGGGAUUAUCGCAUGCUGAAUGAACAGCUCUAAAAAAAUUUAAUAUGAAUUACUCAGUUUAAAUAGCAAAACAUCGUCAAAACAAAUUUCAAAAUCGACUAUGCAUAUCAAUAUAUGAAUACAUAUAUUUUUUUAAAUAUAUAUAUAUAUUUUUAAUAUAUAUAUAUAUAUAUGAAUGCAAAGUGAAUUUUGAAAGACGAUAUUAUGUCCAUAAAACAGAGUUUGAAAAUUAAAACUACAAAGUGGCUUGCAAAAGACUAAUUUAUAUAAAAAUAAUAGCAUUGUAUAUAUGACACUGCGUUUAUUAUGAAAAAUAUAUUUUUUCUGUGUGUUUUUAA